Penicillium hordei is the source of this 513-nucleotide messenger RNA. RefSeq lists its product as uncharacterized. The record is from RefSeq and is a predicted model, not a curated record. The coding region runs from base 1 to 513 and encodes 170 amino acids. The transcript has a single exon. NCBI's taxonomy places the organism in Eukaryota, Fungi, Ascomycota, Eurotiomycetes, Eurotiales, Aspergillaceae.
AUGCUCUUUCUACUAUUAAUCACCAUACUUCUGGACCCGCUCCGACUAUGCGAGGGCUCGCCAACCUGCGAGGGUCCGCCAACCUUCCAAGAGGAAUACCAGGGCAGCUACGUACCAAAGGUUACCAAAACAGGAUUUGGCCUCCAAGUUGUGGCGCCGGAUACUCCAUAUGUGGCAGUAGCUGGCCUAGACCAGUUAUACUUCAUCGACACCCGGCUCGAUAUUGAGACUGCAAAACACGUGAAGGAAAAUAUCGAGAAGGCAAGUGUGCCGAAGGAGGACGAGUACAUCGCCAUAGACGAGAUUUCAGCUACGGCGGAAGUGAAAAGCUUUGUGACCGGCGAAACGACAUUCGUGUUUGACCCUGCCUUUGCCAGGGUGAUGUUUUCCAGGGGAAUGAACAGGCGCAACCCGGAGCUUAAAUUGCCUGAGCCUGAGCCCGCCGGUGAUUGGUUAGUGACCUACGACCUGGGCAAUAGUCUUCUUGGAAACGCAAGCGAGGCAAAAGGAUAG